Planococcus citri (citrus mealybug) is the source of this 3210-nucleotide messenger RNA. Its product is annotated as venom carboxylesterase-6-like. The record is from RefSeq and is a predicted model, not a curated record. Lineage: Eukaryota; Metazoa; Arthropoda; Insecta; Hemiptera; Pseudococcidae. The transcript is spliced from 10 exons. Bases 183 to 2033 code for a protein of 616 amino acids.
UGUUUCCAAAGUAUGUUUUUUUUUUUUUUUUUUUUUUUUGGUAAUGUAAUCAGGAAGAAAGAUAAGAACGUGCAAAAUAGGCACCUUCAUCGUAUUACGUUCGUUUGUAGUAUCGUUUAUAGCACGAUAAGUUUGUACGAUACGAUGAAGGUAAAACUUUGGACGUUUUUUUAUAGAGAAAAAUGAAGGAUAAAACUUUUCGUACGGUAUCGUUUUAUUUUCUUUGCAAAGUGACCGAGCAUAUGUACGUACCUACAUAUGUGAGUUUAAUUGUAAUAAGAAGCGAAAUGCUCGAAGCGAGAUGUUCAAUUUACACUUUAUGGUUACUGCUGUGUCUUUACGUCGUACAAGGUACGACCAUUGUUAGCACAGAAAAUGGAAAAUUAUCAGGUGUUAAAUUACUAUCUCGUAAUGGCACACCUUAUUUGGCUUAUUUUGGAAUUCCUUACGCGAAACCACCUACUGGAGACUUGAGAUUUCAACCUCCUCAAGAUCCCGAUUCAUGGGAUGGUAUCAGAAACGAAAUAUUACCCAAGCAGAAAUGCCUGCAGUAUGACAGAUUCUAUAUUAGUCAAGGAAUUGGUGGGUCAGAAGAUUGUUUGUAUUUAAAUGUUUUCACGCCAAUUGUAAACGUCGAUUUGAAUUUACCUGUGAUGGUGUGUAUUCAUGGGGGAGCAUUUUUUCGUGGAGAUAGCGCAGAUUGUUUUCCUCAUUACUUCAUGGACGAAGAAAUCGUCGUCGUGACGUUCAAUUAUCGACUAGGUAUUUUAGGCUUCUUGAGCACAGCAGACGAAGUGUUGCCAGGAAACUACGGUAUAAAAGAUCAGGUGGCCGUUCUACGUUGGGUCAAAAAAAACAUCAAAAAUUUUGGCGGAGAUGCCAAUCGAGUAACGAUUUUUGGACAAAGUGCCGGUGGCGCAAGCGUACACCUUCAUAUGUAUUCUCCUCUGAGCAAAGGUUUAUUUCACAGAGCCAUUAGUCAAAGUGGUUCGGCGACCGUUCCGUGGGCAGUUGCACCUGCAGCUAUGGCCAGAAACAAAACGUUUACUCUGGCUCAGUUGACCGGAUGCCCGUUAACUUGUGUACAAGAUUUGGUCCUGUGUUUGAAGAAAUUACCAGGCGAGGAUUUAGUCCAAAUGUUUCCCAAGUUCUUCAUGUGGCAUUACGUACCCUUGGUGAGCUUUUCUGUCGUCGUUGAACCCGAACUAGAGGGAGCAUUUUUAACGAAAAAACCUGAAUUUGGUGAAGAAUUGCACCAAGUGCCAUGGAUAACUGGAAUCACAUCCGGAGAAGGAGCAUUCGCUGUAGCUGAAUUUCUCUCUAAUGGCGGAGGUGGAAUAAAGGAGUUUAAUGUAGAUUACGUUAGACUGAUGCCAUCAAUUUUUUUCUUCGAUUAUAACGUAGAAAAAGAUUUUCAACAUGAUUUAUCUCAGAUUAUUAAAGAAGAGUAUUUUCAAAAUCUAGAAAUCAACAGAGAUAAUGUGAUCAAAUUACGUAAUAUGAUUACAGAUGGUGCAUUUGCUCACGAUGUCAUAAAAUCCGCUUUAAAGUACAAAGGGAAGCGUUAUUUUUACCUAUACGAUCAUUUGAACGAUAGAUCUUUUACUGAAAUUUGGGGCUUAAGCAGCACGAUGAAGUUUUUAGGUGUCUCACAUGGUGACGACUUGAUUAGUUUUUUCCCGCAAUUAUGGAUGAUUCCUCCAACACUAAAUGGAAAAGAUUUGAUGCUAUCGAUAAAACUGAUCAAAUACUGGGCUACAUUUGCACGUACAGGAAACCCCAACGACGAUCGAAUACUACAAAGUAAUUGGAACGAAUUAACCGGGCACAACGUAGAAAAUUUAAAUCACCUGUACAUCGGUGAAAGUGAAAACAUAAUGAAAAAUUCGUUACUACACGAAAAGUAUUCAUUUUGGGAAAAAUUACCUUUAAAUAAUACCGCAGAUAAAUACAACACACAGUCAUCUUUUGAACAACCCUUGACAGAAGAUACAAAUUCGGAAUUUUCUCAACAGCAGCAUAAUGAGCUUUAGAAUUUUACUCAUAAAUUGUUAUAUACUCGCUUUAUUAUUACUAUACAACUACUAAGUAGGUACCUCCCUCUAAGAAGAUGGCAACAUUAAAAUUACGAAGUCGCGUCAUAUUCUUUAUGCGAAUUUUUUUCGAGUUUUUGCCUUUUAUUAUAGUUCGCGAACAAAAUAUGUAUUCUUAUCACAGCUUUGUUGUCGCUGAAUGUGGAACUUUUUUUUUGUCGAACGAGAUGCAAAUUUUUAUUGUUUAUUGAAGUAAUAUUCGGUAGACAAGAUGGCGUGUUUAUACUAUGAAUAAACUACCUAAACGUUAGGCGCAUUAUAUUGUGAUGUUCGUGGUACCUAUUUUAUUUUUUUCAUUUUUUACGUGCAACAACAUACCAAAUAGUUGAUGAGACGUGGUGGAGGCAAUUUGCGGUGCAAUUGAUAAAAUGGAAAAUUUUCUUUGAUCAUGAAAAAUUGAAGUUAAGCUGACGUAAGCAAUGCAUAUUAUAAUAAAAAUAAACGUCAGAGGUACCGGAAAAUUUGCUUUUAAAUCAAAAUACCCGAGUAAAUACGAGGGUUGUUCACGAAUUCGUGCACGAAACGCUCUAUCUCGGAAACUAUUAUACUUACGGCGAUGAUUUUUGCUCAAGGAGGUUCUCCGAUGUCUUACGUAUCUUUUAGUGUAUAUUUCAAUACUGUACCUUGCUGCACAUGGUUUUUAUAGCGUUCCGCGAUGAGCUCUGAAAGUAGUUCGGCUCGGUUUUGGAACAAUUCAAACAACGUAGCAUCAUGCAAUGAGCACUCCACUGCAAGACUACUACGUACUAUUACGUUGCGUAUGUACUCAAUUUAUAGUAAAAAGCCUCAGGAACACAAUGGUGUGCUUAGUUUUUCUGUAGGACACAGGGAAAACACUUUUAGAGGAAUUUGAAUGGGCGAAGGAAAUUUUUCACUUCAUGCUGGAUGGACUGGUGCACUUCUCGCUCCAGUGGCAAGACUAAUUCUUGUAUAGAGCCGCGUGCAUGCUUAUUUUGUAGUCUGAAGUCUCAGAAACACGAUGGUGUACUUAUUUUUUUUGUACAGCAUGUUGUAAAAAUGUUGGACAGAUGCAAAGUGACUGAGGCGUUUUUUCAGUGAAAAUUCAGCCUCAUGAAGCUGCACCACGAUCACUUUUAGUUCAUUAAGAAAAUUUUAA